Messenger RNA from Pseudoliparis swirei, 2007 nucleotides. RefSeq names its product phosphodiesterase 6D, cGMP-specific, rod, delta (gene pde6d). Gene Ontology annotation, biological process: sensory perception of light stimulus. NCBI's taxonomy places the organism in Eukaryota, Metazoa, Chordata, Actinopteri, Perciformes, Liparidae. Gene Ontology annotation, cellular component: cytoplasm. The transcript is spliced from 5 exons. The record is from RefSeq and is a predicted model, not a curated record. The coding region runs from base 172 to 624 and encodes 150 amino acids.
UAACCUGCAGUCCAACAAUAUAGAGUUAAGUACACAUAGUUCAUGCUGGUUUCAUACACACAUUAGCAGGACGACUUGUUCGUUAACUAGCAAAGCGUACUUCAACAGCAGCUUUGUUAUUUCAAUAGAUCCUGGAUUUUCUGUGAGUAACGAAAACAAACGAUUUGAGAAAUGUCUAUAGACGAAGACAGGGCCAAGGACAUUUUGAAGGGCUUCAAACUAAACUGGAUGAAUCUUCGAGAUGCAGAGACGGGCAAAGUGCUGUGGCAGGGAACUGAGGACCUCUCUGUUCCAGGAGUAGAGCAUGAAGCUCGUGUUCCGAAGAAGAUCCUAAAGUGUAAAGCAGUGUCCAGAGAAUUAAACUUUUCUUCUUCAGAGAAACUGGAAAAGUUCAGACUGGAGCAGAAAGUUUUCUUCAAAGGACAGUGUCUAGAAGAAUGGUUCUUUGAGUUUGGUUUUGUUAUCCCCAACUCCACCAACACAUGGCAGUCUCUGAUAGAAGCAGCUCCAGAGUCCCAGAUGAUGCCAGCUAAUGUUUUAACUGGUAAUGUGAUCAUAGAGACCAAGUUCUACGAUGAUGACCUCCACGUCAGCACCUCCAGGGUACGACUUUUUUACGUCUGACUUCUCAACCCCUGGCUCUACCCUCCAAAAUGCUGAUGUCCUGCCAAGGUCUAUACAUUACCAAUGUUAGCUAUGAUUUUCAGCAAUAAACGGCUCAUUGCUGACUUGGGAUCAGCACAUUUGGAUGAAACCCAGCUGCGGUCCCACAAUCAGUAAAGUGAGCUUUGUGUUUGGUUGUUCUCUUGUUUUGUGUCGACCUGAAAACUUCCUCUAGACCUUGGGAGAAGAGGUGAGAAGAGGUGAGCACUGUGCUGUUUCCUCUGUUCACGAGAUCAUCACUCUCAGCUUCUCCCCCUCAGACUUUUCCACUGUAAAUAAUAUACCACUGAUCACCAUCCAGGAGCCACUCUCUGGUUUGGACUUUUUUUAUUUUUAUUCCGCUCUCUCACUCAAAGGUUGCAUUUACUCAGGAACAUCAGACGUGUAACUUGCCUGACGUGAUCUUCUCUUUUCUGUUUAAAACUGCUCUCAAUGUGUUCUAUCGAGGGAGGAAGUUUAGUGCCUCAUCUGAGAUACGUUCCAAUAGUUCCUCAUCAUAAAACACAGGAUAACAUUCCCCCUAGCUGUGUCCCACUCCAGAGGCUGCUGCCUGUGAAGUCCACAUUACAUGACAAAGUAUAUUCGCUGUCCUGUUCCAAAGUCCCAUUGAAAUGUAGUCUAUUUUUGUAUACACUUGAAGAACAAAACAGAUACAUUGUUUGUUGUCCUUAAUAUCCCAAAAUCGCACUUGUUAGUUUUUGUCAAAUUGGAAUAUUGUUGAGUGAAAUGGAAGUUGUAUGGAUAUAUUUGAACGAUGACGAAUCAUAUAUUCACUUUUACGAACUGACAAGGACUGCCUGAAUGCAUCGUUAAUGGUGGUCUCUGUGAGGUCAAGAAUUGUAACUGGUAAUGUAGCCUUUGGUCCUCUGAAGGACACACUUCUGCAGGCAGUCUCUAAAGAUGGACACAGCUUCUUCCAACCAAAUCUUUCCUGUUUCCUGACCACAUGAAACAACAUUGUGUGAUGGAGGACCAAGCACAGGUGCUGGUUUAUCUCGAUUGCUUCUUCCCUGUAUUGUUUGGAAUGAAAAGCUGCCCACUGUUGUCAUGACACAUGGUCGGAAAGCACUGUGUUUGGGGAACAUUCAUCAGCAGACGUAAAAGUAAAUGCAUCCACAUGUAUUUAAAGAUUUCAACUAUAUUAUCAUCAGGUGUAAACGAAGUCCUCAUCAUUCAUUCUCAGUAGUUCAGAUGUCACCAGCGGCUAAACUCAGUUAUUCCCUGUACAUUUGAUUUCCCAUCCAUUUCUUUUUUUUUUCUUAGCUGCUAACUGGGCAGUGUAAAAUAGACUUGUGUUAUAAUAUGACCGGAGUUGUGGAUUAAAAUCAUCCAAUGUUGUAAUAA